Messenger RNA from Prunus armeniaca (apricot), 507 nucleotides. Lineage: Eukaryota; Viridiplantae; Streptophyta; Magnoliopsida; Rosales; Rosaceae. The record is from the annotation of a GenBank genome assembly.
AUGGACCGGUUCUGCUCCUUAGUCGAGCGUGGCAAGCAUGAGGAAGCCAAAGCUCAGCUUCUUAAGCUCAGAGGAGUUCCUAAUGUUGAUGAGGAGUUUAAUGACCUAGUUGCAGCCAAUGAAGCAUCCAAGUUGGUAAAACACCCAUGGGUUACCUUGUUGAGCAGGAAAUAUAGACCCCAGCUUGUGUUUGCAAUCGGCAUCCCCGUCUUCCAGCAACUCACCGACACGAACGUCAUCACGUUUUAUGCUCCUGUGUUGUUCAAAACAAUGGGGUUUGGAAGCAGUGCUUCUCUCAUGGCAGCUGUCAUCACCAAUCUGGUUAAUGCUUUAGCUACAUUUGUCUCAAUUCUCACAGUUGAUAAGGUUGGAAGGAGGAAGCUUUUCUUACAGGGUGGUUGCCAAAUGCUCCUCAUGCAGACGACGGGAAACCACCGUCGUGUAGAAGGUUUUCAAAUCGUUGUGAAAUCGACUGCCAUCUUUUAUACUAACAACAACGACGGUUAA